Molecule: messenger RNA, 586 nt
Organism: Rubroshorea leprosula
Lineage: Eukaryota; Viridiplantae; Streptophyta; Magnoliopsida; Malvales; Dipterocarpaceae
Source: the annotation of a GenBank genome assembly
CAAAGAUAUGAGGAUCUUCACAAAGCUCUCUGCACCACUCUGCCUCCUUUUUGUCUUCCUCUGUCUUAAAAUUGCCUUCUCAUCCUCUAUACAUGCUUCUUCCUUCUCAACAACGCAUCUCUGCUCUCAUGAGGAGGCUCUUGCUUUGUUGCAAUUCAAGACAUCCUUCUCCAUCAAUUACACUGUUCCGGUGAUUAACCGUUAGCUGAGAUGGUGAAGCAUUUGGUCUUUCUCUUACAGCAAGAUAAUUGUGAAAUUAGUAAUGAUCUUUAUAUGGAUGUGGCUUGUCCAAGCAACUCCUCUCAUGAAGAGUUAUGUGUUGGAGCUAUUCUGUCUUCCUUUGAAGUUUGAAUACCUCUUACCAAUGCAACUUUUUUUUUUUUUUUAUUCGUGUGGAACUUGUUUACCCGUAAUUAGUUUCUUAAUUUUAACCUGCAGUUCCAGGCAUUUGACUUUCAGACAACUUUGAGAAACGAACCAUUCUUGCAGCUUUUCCAUUCUCUAUAUGUAUAUGCUUUAACUGUGAGCUUGAGUUGGAAAAGGAAUCUAUUCGUAAGAGUUGAGCUAAGAAAGGAUGAUGCAGAUG